GUCAGCAUGCACAAUACCAGGAUCUCUCCUAUGAAACCAUCAAUAAUGGUUUUGAACACACUUGUGCUUUUCCUACUAUGACAUGUCCACAUGUCUGCCGUGAAAAAGGUCUAUUUGGGGUGUUCAAAGGGGAGCAUGACAGAAAAGAAAAAAAUUGGGAACCAGAGAAGAGACACACAAUCUCGGUGGAUUAUUUUAAUUUCCAAUUUUGAGUCUUGUGACACAUCGCCAGGGGGCGCUUGGGGUCUGUCUUGACGCUGCACACUGAAGACGCUGUAGAAGAAGAGUUAGUAUAGUAAACACAAGGAUAUGGCUGACGAGAGGGCUGGAGGUGAAGACAACAUUAACGACAACAUGGGGAACCAGUUACAGCUUUUACCAGACAACGAGGAAGAGGAGGAGGAAGAUAACAUGGAGACUGAAGACCGAGACAGUGAGGUAGCAGAGAAGCCCACCCUCAUCACCUUUGACCCCAGUCUUCCCACAUCACAUGCUUACCUGGGUUCAGACAUGGAGGAGUUUCACGGCCGUACAGUCCACGAUGAAGACAGCUGUCAGACCAUCCCUGUGCUGCCACACACAGCUGUGAUGCUGGUGCCAGGCCAGACGCUGCCUCUGCAGCUCUUCAGGCCGCAGGAGGUCAGUAUGAUGCGGAGCAUCAUUCAGAGAGACCGCACCUUUGCUGUUCUCGCACACAGCAAUGACACAGGUGAGCCGGAUGCAGAGUUUGGGACAACAGCGGAAAUCUAUGCUUACCGAGAAGAGCAGGAAUAUGGCAUUGAAACUGUCAAAGUGAAAGCUGUGGGGAGGCAGAGAUUCAAGGUCCAUGAGAUAAGAACUCAGGCAGACGGGAUCAGACAAGCCAAAGUACAGAUCCUUCCAGAACGAAUCCUUCCAGAUCCUCUCUCUGCCGUGCAGCUAACAACCCUCUCCAGGCUCCACAUGCACCCCUCCUCCAAACCCCCAACUCAGAGCUGCAAACAGGUUCAGCACUGGUGGAAUAACUACCAACAGAGGAAGUUUCACUGUGCCAGUCUGACGCCAUGGCCACCCUGGGUCUACGCUCUCUACGACUCUGAGUCGCUAAUGAACAGAGUGAAGAAACAGCUCCAUGAAUGGGACGAGAAUCUGAAGGAUGACUCUCUCCCGACGAACGCCGUAGACUUCUCCUACAGAGUGGCAGCCUGUCUGCCCAUAGAUGACGCUCUGCGGCUCCAGCUGCUGAAGAUCGGCAGUGCCAUUCAGAGACUUCGCUGUGAACUGGACAUCAUGGACCGGUGCACGUCACUGUGCUGUAAGCAGUGCCAGGACACAGAAAUCACCACAAAAAUUGAGAUCUUCAGCUUGUCUCUGUACGGCCCCAUGGCUGCAUACGUCAACCCUCACGGUUACGUCCAUGAAACCCUGACUGUCUACAAAGCAAGCAACCUCAACCUGGUCGGCAGGCCAUCCACACUGCACAGCUGGUUUCCAGGGUACGCCUGGACAAUUGCUCAGUGCCGAACCUGUGGGUCUCAUAUGGGUUGGAAGUUUACAGCCACCAAGAAGGACUUGACUCCAGCUCGUUUCUGGGGUCUGACCCGUUCAGCUAUGCUCCCUCGUAUCCCCCAGGACAAGGGGGAGGAGGGGAGACAGGGCUCCCGCCUCUUCUGCCUGUGAAGUUGAACUAUCAUUUAUCGUAAAAAAACAACAACAAAAAAACUGCUAACCCCCCAAGCCUGGAUCUUCAUGCACUCUCUGGCUGCGAUUAUCUCUAGUAAUCAAUGCAUCACACAGCGCCUGUCACCCUUAGCAGUAAAUCCAUCAUAUUAGCGGAAAGGUCAGUAGGCCUUUUAAAUGGCGCUCCUAGAGCAAAUUAGAACAGGAUAGAGGUAGUGAUUGUUCUUAAAGGUUCUUGAGAUGUAAAAGCAGCAGUGAGACAACUAAGUGCAUUGUGAGAAAGUGAUGAAGAAAUAGAGAAUAACCGAUUGAACAGAUUGUUUCCUGCACCCUCGGUAGCUGCAAGACACACAAACACAAAAGCUAUGCUUAAUGCAUAAUUUCCCUUCAACUCCUUUCCUCUGUAUGAUGGAGAGUCUUAUUGCAUGCAGCUGAGAUAGCGAUAUUGUUGGUCACAUACUUGAAUCUGUUGUAAAAAACCAACCAGUUAAUAUGAAUUAUCUUAGCAUUCAGAUCCUUUUGUGGGUUUCUCAGAUAUGUUUUUCUCAUUUAAGCUGCCGUAAGGUAAGUGGAGGGAAUGAAAGGGCACUUGUGUGUAGAUCUGUCACUAUAGGGGAUAUUUUGAAUCUUGGAAUUAAAUUGGAUGUAUUUUUGUAUGCAAAAAGAUUGGAAAGUAAUUUAACAUAUUCAUCCAUGUGUGCUUUUUAUUAUCACAUCAGUUUUUUUAUGAAAUAAACAAAAACUGAGGUGACAAUAACCACAAUGUAUAAUAUACUGGUGUAUAUUGAUAUGUGAUAUAACUGGUGUCUGUUUUGUAUUCAACGAAGGUUCAUUGUCCUGUCAGAUGAUGUGCUUCAGGAAACAAGUGGAAAUUAGAGAUGUCCUGGUGUCUAAUGUUUUUUUUUUUCUAUAAAGGUUCAAGCUAAUUAACACAGAGAGCGAGAGAAUCUUUUACACAUCUUCAUUUAGUUUGUUCAUGUGUGACAUGUUAAAAUGGUGUGCCUACACCACAGCUCGUGUCUUUUGAUGAGUUUGAUGAAUUCGUGAACCACGGAUGUCAAUAAAAAGGUUGUAAGUGAUGAAGAGAUAAGAUUUACAUAAUUCAACAGGGUUUUUUUUUUUUAACAGGGUUUUUUUUUUUGUGGUUUGUACUUUCACAGUUUUCUGGAUUUUACUUCUUGCGAUUUUGUUGCAAGGUGCUGGCUCUUGUUUGUAUAAAUGUAGCUGUAAGUAAGAGGCAGUUAUAGCAUUUUUUGUGCAAUAUAAAUGUUCUACUGUUUGUAAGGCUGACUCUUAUCUCGCAUAUAUCUUCAUGUCACAGGGAAUUGUUUCAAAAUAAUCUUUUCAUUAGUAAGUCAUUAAUCGCAAUAAAUCAUCUAGAUUGUGAAGAGGUUUUGUCGAAUUCAAUUUUUGGAUAUUUUCUUAAAGGAAGACGAUGUAUACUACUCUCUCAUGUCUGUAGGAUAAAUAUUUAGCUACCACCAGCAGCUGGUUAGCUUAGCAUAGAACACUGACUGGAAACCGAUAAACCGCUAGCCUGGCUCUGUCUAAAGGUAACACAAUUUACCUACAAGCACCAUUACAUUUUAUUAAUCACAUAUCUUGUUUGUUUAACUCAUGGAAAAGCCGUGAGUUAAACAAAAAGUGUAAGAAAGAUAAUUUGUGAUUUUUCAGAGGUUAUUGGCAAUUUCCUGGAUGUGGAGAUUCCUAUUCCCAGUUUUCACUUUUGUUUUUUUUCUUUUAGAUUAAACAAAUGAGGCUUUUUUAAACACCGCCAGGCUAGCUGCCUCCCUGUGUUUCCAGUCAUUAUGCUAAGCUAAACUAACCAGCUGCUGACUGUAGCUUGAUAGCCUAUUUACCGUGCAGCUAUGAGAGUAGAAAUAUGGUCAUAACUGUUAUUUAAAGGGUGAUGGUUUUUCAUUUGAAAAUGAUUACAUGUUAGUCUUACGGUCUAUAUAUAUAAGCACCAUGUCAUGGGUGUACAGUUCUGAGUUGUGUGACAUAUCACUUGAGGCAAUUUAGCAGACUUUACUCAGCUCCCCUCUACAGCCACAAAAGGCUUUUUUCACAUAUCCAGUCAUAUUCCCCAAGACCUGGAAAUAGACUUUAAUGUGUCAAAUCGGUGGAGUUCCCCUUUAAGAAUCAGAAAAUGUAAACUUCCUCAGAAAUGUGCCCGCAUUUAUUUUGAUUACAUUCACAUUUUAAAACUUAUACUUCUUAUCAUAUCAUUUUAUUUCAUAAAAGGAAGGUUUUCACCCUGAAAAUACCAGGUAAAAAUCUUAAAUCCCAUGUUACGCCUCUUUAAAUUCUGUCAUGUUGCUGAUUCAGUGUUUGCAGGCUGUCAGACUUUCAUUCACCCCCAACAAUAAAAUGGAUAGCCUACUUCACUGAAGAAAUCAAUGGCAUUGUUCUAAAAACAGCUUUUUCUUGUUUUUUUUUCAAUGAUAUUCAGUGUACCACAAAGUAAAAUAAACAUGCAGUUAUCUUGU
Molecule: messenger RNA, 4148 nt
Organism: Perca flavescens (yellow perch)
Lineage: Eukaryota; Metazoa; Chordata; Actinopteri; Perciformes; Percidae
Gene: crbn
Product: cereblon
Exons: 11
Coding region: 310-1659 (449 amino acids)
Biological process (GO): protein ubiquitination
Cellular component (GO): Cul4A-RING E3 ubiquitin ligase complex
Source: RefSeq, a predicted model, not a curated record